CCCCGACUUACAGAUAUUCUGCUCCGCGCCGGAGUAGAGUAACUGACUUCCUCAGAGCUCCUUCGCCACCUCCAGAUCCAACCCUACCCGACGUCCCGCUAAUCCGGCUGACCGAGGAACAAGAGAUGGCAAAGCGCAGCAGAAUCAAAAACCUUCUGACCGCUACCUCAGCCGAGAUACCGAGCGUUGUAACCCGGUCGCCAGCCGCCGGCCAAUCCAGCAGCGCUGUGGUCGCCCUUGCGUCCCCGGCUCCAGCUGCCGGGCAAUCUGCCAGAGAAGCGCGCCGGGCUGGAAAAAGACCAAGGGCAGAUCCCUCCGCCGAGCUCGUCGCCGAGCUGACAACCGAACAUCCAGCUGAAACUCCUGCUCCCGUGCCCGCUUGGCGUCCUCAGCUGAAGCACCGGGGACAGGACAUCCCGGCGACUGCAUCGAUCAAGGCAGACAAAGAACAUUUGCUUGCCUUCGAUCUCUCCAAAGCAUUUCUCCUACCGGGCGACGUGGUAGGCAGUGACCACGUCCCUGACACCCGGCUGGUAAAAUCUUCUGUGAAGUCGAUGGCCAGGGCCAUUCAAAAACAACAUUUGGUCCUAGAGCGCAUCCACCGGCUUAGGCAGAAAGCCAACGACACUGCGAGCCAUGUUGAAAGCCUCCAAGCCGAGCUCGGCCGGGCUAAAGCUUCUCUCGAAAUGGCCAACCAUGACAAUAAUAGACUGCUCGGUCAGCUGGGCGCGGCCGAGAAAAAACAAAGUGAGCUUCCGGCCGAGGUUGACGCUUUGAAGAAGGCGAAGAAGAAGGCUUGCCGGGCUGCCAACAAGGCCGGGUUCAACGAGGCCGAAGAGAGCUAUAAGAAGCAGGUGUUUGCAACACAAGACAUCUACUUCAAGGCCGGUUGGAAGUCUGCCUGUGAACACCUCGGCCAGGGCUCUGACACCGACGUUUUUGCCAAUCCUCCCAAAGCUUCACUACCGGUCUACCUUGUGCCAUAUGCAAAUGAUGUAUUCAGUGCGCUUCAAGCGGAGGCCGAGGAAGGACUUGAAGUUGGAGAGGAUGACACAGAUUCUGAGGAAGAAGAGGCCGAGGUGCCUGAACAGCCCGGCAACGAUGAGCCCGGCACCCAAGAAGCAAGCCAAGCUGUUGACCUUGAUGCUGAUGCUGCCGAGGAUGAGUUCACCAAUCUUUCCCCCUUAGUUUAGGUUUCUUUUCUUUGUAUUUUUGCUUUCAAUACACUUGAUGUAACCGGGCUUUGUCCCCACCUUUUGUAAUGAAUUUCUUUAUCAAUGAAAAAUUUUGAAUUUUCGUCAAGUGUUUGCCUGGUAGUAAUCAGUUCCGUCUUCAGCAAACCAUCUCGGUAUAACUUAUCAUUUCAACAAUUUGUCGACCGGAGUCCAUAACACGGUCGAAGAACUUGAGCAUAACAAAACAAAUUCACGCACCGAAAUACCCAUCUCGGCUGUAGCAAAGUUGGGCAAGAUACCAACUCUUCCAACCGGAGUACAUCAUCACGGUUGGGAAUCCU
Camellia sinensis is the source of this 1516-nucleotide messenger RNA. RefSeq lists its product as uncharacterized. The record is from RefSeq and is a predicted model, not a curated record. Lineage: Eukaryota; Viridiplantae; Streptophyta; Magnoliopsida; Ericales; Theaceae.